AUGACUGGAGCAGGACAUGACACGGCCGAGACGCUGUCCCUUCUCAGUUUGCCUUCCGUUCUCCCGGACUCUUUCAGCUGCCCCUCGGCUCCCCGCCCCUCCCCGGGUAACAGCCCUCCGAGCCGCUGGGGGCGCUGUCCGGUAUCGCGUACGCGUACAGGCGCCAGCGGGGGGGAAAGGCCGCGCUCGGUGGCCCGGAAGCCGGCACGGAGCCGGGAGUGCACGCCGGAGGCUCGCUCCCCGCGAAUCACGGACCCGCCGGAAACCUCUCGACAGCCAGGGGCCGUCGCCACCGCCUCCAUGGGCGCCGAGCACCAGACCCGCCUCUGCCUGGCCAGCUGCGGCCCUGCCACGCCGCCUGCCCUGCUAGAACUGCUGCGCAUGCUCCAACGAUUCGCCGGGGCCUCUGGCCGCCGGUGCCAGGAGCAGAGCCUGGCGCAGGCCGGGAGCCUCUUGCCCGCUCUGAGCCAGGCCUGGGCCCAGCUGGCGGCCCCCGAGGCCCAGCCCUUCCUGCGCUGCCUCCUGAGCUGCCAGCUCGAGGCCACGGGCAGCCUGGGGGCCUUCCGCAAGCUGGAGAAGAUUGUGGCCACAUUGGCUGCAGGGAGGGAGAGCGUGGCGUCCGAGGAAGUGGCCGGGAUGCUGGGCCAUUUGACCCAGGGCCAGCAGGCCUUGACUCUGGGAGAGCUUCGCACAGUGUGUCUGUUCCUGGAGGAGAGCAGCCUGGCGCGAGAACACUGGAGACACGCCCUGGGCAGCCUGCUGGGCCGCGCGGCCUCCACCCUGGCCUCCGUGCUACGGGACCCCGCCGCCGGGGCCGGGGAGCGGGCCUGCCACGCGGUGAAGCUAGUCCUCCAGCUUUUCCAGAGCAUGCCCGAGGAGGUGGGGGCCCGGACCUGGAGCCCAGCAGGGGGCGGGGAGCCCCUGGCAAGCAUCCUUCAGUCCCUGGUGCAAGUGGUCCUGGGAAAGGUGGCCAGCAAGGAUGCCCGGCUUCUGGCUGGCACAGCCCUGGGCAUGCUGGUGAACGCGGCCCCCACGCCGGAGGCGGGGGCCGGCGCGGUGUCUCAGCUGCUGCGGCUGCUCGGCCCAGACCCUGGGGAGCAGAGGCUUGGGGGGCUCCGGGUGGCUGUGCCCCCCAUGAACCCCGAUGGGCUGGAGGACCUGGUGCUGAGCCGAGGCCUUCUGACCUCCUGCAGGAAGGACAUCCUGACCUUCAGGCCCCCUGGGGGGAAGGCCUGUCUGCUGCUGGGGGCCCUGAUACCCCCCGUUGGCCCAGGCUGGAGCGAGAAGAACAUGGACUACCGUGCCUUCCUCCUGCAGGCUUUUUUGCUGUGGCUGCGACGGCUCCACGAAAGCACCCCCGGCAUCUGGAUGGGGCGACUCCUGAGCGGGACCUCCCAGGGGGCCCUGCGGCUGACUCAGUUCAUCUGGAGCAACACCGAGAGCCCGGUAGGAGACUCCCCCUAGGCCAGGCUGGGCCUCCCUCUCCUCCCGGUGUCGGAGUCCCUUGUGCAGAGUGGGCGGCGAGGCCCCUGGAAGGGCCCGGGA
Molecule: messenger RNA, 1545 nt
Organism: Antechinus flavipes (yellow-footed antechinus)
Lineage: Eukaryota; Metazoa; Chordata; Mammalia; Dasyuromorphia; Dasyuridae
Exons: 11
Coding region: 1-1464 (487 amino acids)
Biological process (GO): tRNA methylation
Cellular component (GO): cytosol
Source: RefSeq, a predicted model, not a curated record